UUGUAGUUGUUGGUUCUGCAAUAAUAGACAUGAUUUGGUAAUGCACAUAUCCACAACCUCUUAUAUUUUUUUAUUUACUUUUACUAUAUUAUAUUUUUCCAGUUAUGCUCCUCGUCUUCCAAAGAUUGGAGAAACAUUACAUGGACAUUCCUUUGCCACGGGAUUUGGAGGCAAGGGAGCUAAUCAGUGCGUGGCUUGUGCCAAACUAGGAGCUAAAUGUUCAUUAAUAGCAAAAGUUGGAAACGAUAUUUGGGGAGACAAAUAUUUGGAGAACUUGAAAAAUUGUAACGUCAAUGUAGAAUUUGUUGAGAAAGUAAAAGAUAACACUGGGAUAGCUCAAAUAACUGUUUUAGAUUCGGGGGAUAACCAAAUUAUAAUUAUUCCAGGUGCGAAUAAAUCCUUAUCUGUAAACGACGUCAAUAGGGCAGCUAAUCACUUAAACAAAGCAGCCGUUUUGGUAUGUCAACAAGAAACUCCAUUGGAUGCCACAAUAGAAGCGCUAACAAAAUUUAAAGGAAUUUCAAUACUUAAUUGCGCUCCGGCAUUUGAAAACACUCCUAAUGAGUUACUUACUCUUCCUACUUUUUUAUGUGUAAAUGAAAGCGAAGCAGCUCUGAUGACGAAUUUAAAUAUCAAAACUUUACAAGAUGCUAAAAUUGCAGCGUUGAAAUUGUUGGAGAUUGGAGCAAAUUCUGUAAUAUUAACAAUGGGAAAAGAUGGUGCAAUUUUUUCACAGAAAAACGAAAAUGUUUAUCAUAUACCUACCAAGAAAAUUGAAAAGGUAAUUGACACAACUGGUGCUGGAGAUGCUUUCAUAGGUUCUCUUGCAUUUUUCUUUUCGAAAUUCAACCAUUUACCUAUUACUCAACAAAUUGGAGCGGCUUGCGAAAUCGCUUCUUUAAGUGUACAGAGAACUGGAACUCAAUCUUCUUUCUUCUUAAUUUCAGAAGUUAAGGAAAUAAUUGAAAAUGUUGAAAAUAAUGUGUAUCCAGUUCAUGAAUUAUAACGUUUAAUAAAUUUUUUCUAAUAACGAA
Messenger RNA from Condylostylus longicornis, 1034 nucleotides. RefSeq names its product ribokinase. NCBI's taxonomy places the organism in Eukaryota, Metazoa, Arthropoda, Insecta, Diptera, Dolichopodidae. Gene Ontology annotation, molecular function: ribokinase activity. Gene Ontology annotation, biological process: D-ribose metabolic process. The record is from RefSeq and is a predicted model, not a curated record. Bases 41 to 1006 code for a protein of 321 amino acids. The transcript is spliced from 4 exons.